CCUAAAGGUGCACCAGAACUUCCAAGUAUCUUCACAGAAGACACCCAUCUCCACCAAGAUGAAGGCAUUCGCCGCCGCUGUCUGCGCCCUCCUAGUCUGCGGCGUUUACGCUGACAAGAAGGACGAGAAGGUCGAAGCCCGCGGUGGCCUCCUGGGUGCUGGUCUCGGUGGCUACGGAGCCGGUGCUGGUCUCGGAGGAGUUGGUCUUGGUGGAUAUGGUGGAGGCUUCCAGUCCGGCUACGGCUCAUCUGCCGGUGGCCACCAGGGCGGAUUCCAGCAGGGCGCUGGCGGGUACAACCAGGGCUCAGGAGCAUUCGCUGGCGGUGCCUCCAACAGGAACGUGAACGCCUACAACGACAACAAGGGCUACAGCCACAGCUCGGGCUUCUCGUCCUCUGACAGCAAGAACUUCGGCUCUGGACACAAUCAGGGAUCAUCUGGCUACCAAGGAGGUGCUGCCGGACACCAGGGAGGCUACGGAGCGCAGUCCUUCGGACACAACGCCGGAACCGGCUACGGUGGUGGAUACCUUGGUUAGAUAAUGUAUGCUUUACACGCGGAGGAAUGUCGAUGGCCCAUGCCUCUCUUCGUGGACAUCAGAUGUGUAAAUAAACAAUGGUCUUGUUGAACAUGAGGACAAA
Molecule: messenger RNA, 641 nt
Organism: Rhipicephalus sanguineus (brown dog tick)
Lineage: Eukaryota; Metazoa; Arthropoda; Arachnida; Ixodida; Ixodidae
Exons: 4
Coding region: 59-538 (159 amino acids)
Source: RefSeq, a predicted model, not a curated record